This is a messenger RNA of Dibothriocephalus latus, 567 nucleotides long. The record is from the annotation of a GenBank genome assembly. Lineage: Eukaryota; Metazoa; Platyhelminthes; Cestoda; Diphyllobothriidea; Diphyllobothriidae.
UGUGAACUCGUUGCUGAGGGCAUUGUGGCCAUCUUUGUGCCGGUCUACCCGAAGACGCUGACUAUUGUGAAAUCUAUGACCCUGCAGCAUGAUGUCCUCGUCUUCACUACGGCCGAUGCUCAUCAUUUUGGCACCUCACAGCAGGAACUCAACGACUCCGUAAACGUUAUUAAGUUGCGGCCAUUAAAAGCCCCGGCUAUCAUCGACUUCAUCCUAGACGCCGGCUGGGAGGAUGUCCUCUACCUCUACGAAUCUCAGCAGGCGAAUUAUCGCCUGCGAUGGAUUCUGGAGCGAAUGAUUCGACAUCAUCCGGGAUUCACAGUGGACUUCCGAAGACUUCGUUCGGCCGCUGAAAGCGUAGACGACAUCUCAGGUGGCAGAGACGGACGCUACGGUCUCCUACAAUAUGUCAACCCCAGAACCAAGUACUCUCAACGCAAAUCCAUCAUCUUGGAUGUGACAUCCUCCGCAAUGACAAAGCUGGCGCUUCAUGACAUUGAAAUUCUGAUGCCGGAGAGGGCGGAUUUUCAGUUUCUAAUUGUUGGAGGAGUAAGUUGGGGGCUCUGA